Messenger RNA from Plasmodium yoelii, 885 nucleotides. RefSeq names its product PIR protein. Lineage: Eukaryota; Apicomplexa; Aconoidasida; Haemosporida; Plasmodiidae. The record is from RefSeq and is a predicted model, not a curated record. The transcript has 3 exons. The coding region runs from base 1 to 885 and encodes 294 amino acids.
AUGGAUGAUAGUCUAUGUUCAAACUUUGAUUUUUUGAGGAAGCAUUUACCCGAUGAAUUAAAUAAAAAGGGAGAAAUUGAACUUGACAGAAUUACAAAUUACGAAAAGUACUGCCCUGAUAAUAACUGCAAUACUGAAAUCGAUAAAAUUACGAUUGGAUUUUUAUGGUUACUUCAACAAUAUUUUACUAAAUAUCCAAAGAAAGGUGAUCACGUAAAUGAUAUUAAGCCAUUUUUUCUAUAUAUUAUUUUAUGGUUAAGUUACAAAUUAAAUCAAAACUCAGAGCAUAAAACCACCAAAAUCAACGAAUUUUAUAAUAAACAUGUAAUUGAUAGUGGUAAAUAUAAACAAUUUAUAAAUGAUGCCUAUAAAUUUUCAGGUCUUGGUGAAUUCAUAGAUAAAAAAAAAGAUUUGUUGAAUAUUAAUAUUAACGAUAUGUCUAAUUUUUAUGAUGCAUCCAAAUUAAUAUGUAGUAUGUAUUCUAAUAAAGCAGCGAAUACAGAUGUCAAAAAUUUGUCAGAUAAUGCGAAUGAAUUUGUUAAAAAAUAUCAAGAACUUAAAGGAUAUUCUAAUAAAACUGAUGGCAAUUCAUAUAAACAAAUAUUGUCUGCUUUAUUAACUGAUUACGAUAAUUUAAAAAAUAUAAGUACCAAUAUUGCACUUCUUCCAGAGAUAACAGCAGACAUUUCUGCACUAAAAUCUGGAGACACAUCAUCAAGUUUGUCGAUAGGAAACAGAUUGUUUACAGUUUUAUCGAUAUUUGGUGCAAUAGGAUUUUUUUUAGGAAUUUCUUAUAAGUAUUCGUUAUUUGGAUUUCGGAAACGAGCUCAAAAACAAUAUAUAAGAGAAAAAAUAAAAAGUAUAAAGAAGAGAAUGAAUCAAUAA